Molecule: messenger RNA, 2884 nt
Organism: Mangifera indica (mango)
Lineage: Eukaryota; Viridiplantae; Streptophyta; Magnoliopsida; Sapindales; Anacardiaceae
Product: zinc finger protein VAR3, chloroplastic
Exons: 5
Coding region: 96-2690 (864 amino acids)
Cellular component (GO): cytoplasm
Molecular function (GO): mRNA binding
Source: RefSeq, a predicted model, not a curated record
AAUUAUUUGAUAUCUUCAUUUUCAUAUCUACAGACGCACCUUUUAUAGCCACUAGCCCCGCUCACACCACAGCAGAAGCCCCAGGGGUUUAAGAAAUGGGCAGCGGCGCCACCAGGUUCUUCCUACUUCUCACCCCUUCUCCUCUCCUCCACCGCCGCUGUUCCUCCCUCCUAAGUCUCUCCCACCGCCACUACCGUCGCCUACCAUCCUCUCUCCAUCACCAUCAACAUCACUCCCUCUCAUCCACAUCCCCACAUCCCGCCACCACUAACCGUUUAUUCCCGCUCAAAUCCUCCCGUGAGCUCCACACCCAACUCUCCUCUCUACCUCACUCCUCUUCUCCCUUUGUCUGCCAACACUUUCCUCAGUUUCAAGCGCUUCUUGAUAAUCUCUCUGCUUCCGGCUACUUCAAUCGACGUAACGAGACUGAUUUCGAGUUUUUGGUUGCUCAAGAUUUUCCGGAGGAUUUCUUACGCGCUGCCAAUGCCUGCUUGUCAUUCGCGCGAGAUCGACCCAGUUUAUUAGGGAUGGUUUCGAGGAGAGAUGUUGAGGUGGUAGUGGAGAAUACGACGCCAUUUCUUUUUAAAAAUGUUGAAGACUCGGUUAGGAGGAUGAAAUCGUUUUUGGGAAACAAUGAGUUGGAUACUGAUAAAGCAAAUACAGUUGAUUUAAUGAAGUUUUUGUUGAGUUGUGCAAGUAAUCUCACUGCUUUUUCAGAGGCAAAUGGUUUGAACAAUAGGGAUCUGGUUGAGUUAUCUGUCAGAAAUCUUUUGGGUGAGUUGGCCAGGCUGAGCUGCAGAACUCCGGAAUCAAACCCUUCUGGGUCAGUGCAGAAUCAGUUCCCAGACAGAUAUGGACAAACACCAAGGCCCUUUAGUCAAAACAUAGAAAUGAAAAGAGGUGAUUGGAUUUGCCCCAGGUGUAGCUUUGUGAACUUUGCAAGAAAUGUGAAAUGUCUUGAAUGUGAAGAAGCAAGACCCAAAAGACAGCUGACUGGUGGGGAGUGGGAGUGUCCUCAAUGUGACUUUUUCAACUAUGCGAGGAAUACAAUAUGUUUGAGGUGUGAUUGCAAACGACCUGGAGAGGUCUCGCUUGGUAUGGCAAACAACAGGUCAGGUCAAGGAUAUGGAUAUGGGAACCAUGAAAAUAAGGUUAAUAUUGAUAGCAGGUUAGCUGCUAAUGAAGAGAAGGCACAACAGUGGUUUAGUAAAGUUUCACAGCUUGACAGUACUUCCGAUAUGAGCAGUGCCAUAGCAGAUGAAGAUUUCCCUGAAAUUAUGCCCCUGAGGAAAGGAGUUAACAGAUUUGUUGUGAGCACUAGGAAGACUCCCCUAGAGAGGAGGCUUGCCAGUGCUCAGUAUAGAAGAAACAUGGGCAAUGAUGGCACACCUGAGGGUAAUGAUCUCCAGAUGAGGGAUAUGAAAAAGAGCUUUGACCCAAAUUUCAACCAGAGCUUAGAUGAUGAUUUCCCAGCUACUUAUAGUUCAGGCUCAUCACAGUAUGGGAAUAAUAGAGGAAGUAAUUCUGGUUACGUUCCAUUUGUGCCGUUAUCUGCAGAUAUGUUUGCCAAAAAACCUGAAAGUGUUAAGGUAGAUGAGAGCAUGCAUACACGGUCUGGCAGCUACCAGUCUAAUGCUUCAAGCACUCGUGAACAAACUGGUGCAUUUUCUGGUGGCAAUGAUUAUGUAAAUCCUGAUAAAAAGAUGCAGCUUUCUGGAAAGCCAGUAAACCAGAAGGAGAUGAAGAAUAAAGAGAAUGAACAAGCUGAAAAAUCUGAGAGAUGGUUUAAGAGGGUUGCUGAGCUGGAUGAUAUUACUGAUCUAGCUAGUGAAAUUUCUGAUGAGGAGUUUCCUGAGAUCAUGCCAAUGCGGAAGGGAGAGAACCGGUUUGUAGUUAACAAGAAGAAGGAUCGUUCUCUGACGUCACCAAUGUACAAGAGACAUAUGGCAAUUGAGCAAGCUAAUGAUUCUAAUUUUGUUCCAUUUGUCCCCUUCCCACCUGAUUACUUUGCUAAGAAGGACAAACAACAUCCAGAGGAAGCAGACAUGACUGCUAAAGCAGCAGAAGAAGCUACGAAUUCUGCACUGCUGGGGAAAUUGGAUGAAGCUAGACCACCAGUGCCUGAUAUGGAUGGUAUGCAGCAAAUGGAAAAUCAGCAGACCAGUUCUAUGAGCUGGAAGUCAAAACCUGCCGGGGAGAACUUUAAGGGUCUUUGGACAAGUGCAGCUUAUGGGACAUCAACAAACAAAGUUUCAACCCAGAAAUUUAAUAGUCCACCACCAAUGAGCAAUGAUAAUUUAUCUAAACUGACUGACAGCCCAAGUAGCAAGGUGGUAAACGUAUCUGGGAGUGCAUCUAAACCAACUGCAGAUGAGGAUAGCAGAAAGAGCUGGAGUGGAAAGAGCUUGGAGGGUUCAGCAGUGAAGGAACCAGACCCUUUGGAUAUGUCAGAGGAGGCAAAGGCAGAGAGGUGGUUCCGACGUGUUGCUCAGAUAAAGGACAUAUCAGAGUUGAGCCAGAUUCCUGAUGAAGAUUUCCCAUCUAUAAUGCCAAUGAGGAAAGGAGUAAACAGGUUUGUUGUGAGCAAGAGGAAAACUCCAUUGGAAAGGAGGUUGACAUCUCAGCAGUACAGAAGAAAUCUUCCAGUUGUAAGUUCUGAUCCAACAAAGAAAGAAAAUGACAGUAACUGAGUAUUUCAUUCUUUAGAUUUAAGAUAAUUAGUUUGUUAUCAAAAUUUUGUUCUUCAUAGACAUCUGAGAGUUAAGCCAUUGUGUAUAAAAAAUGGUACAUGUUGUAUUGCUUGAUUUUGAUAUGAUUCAGGGGACAUUGACGCCGUUACGGGUUUAGCUAAUGCAUCACUCAAAUGAAGCAGUUUAAGCUUUGA